AUGAGCUCUUUACCGAUCUUAUCAUCUCCCUCUGCAACAAACCAACCUGAAACCAAGUCAGCCGCAGUCAACAGGUGCAAUUCCGAGUCAACUGUACCUGGAAGUUCCAUGGAAGCGAAAGAAGCACCACCACCUACCACUGUUGUCUCGACUCGAACUCAGCCUGAAACAAUUAUCCGACCUGAAGAACAAUCAGGAACAGUGGAACACAAUCUCUCAGAGAUACUUGCUAGAGACACAGUUUUUAGCGUGAGUGAAAUAGAGGCUCUCUAUGAUCUGUAUAGAAAAAUCAGCAGUGCUGUGACUGAUGAUGGGCUAAUAAAUAAGGUGUUUGAUUUGUUCGACACAAAGCAUAAUGGAAUACUUGGGUUUGAGGAGUUUGCUCGUGCUCUCUCCGUCUUUCAUCCAAAUGCUCCUAUUGAUGACAAGAUUGACUGUUACUUUCGUUUCAGCUGUAUGAUCUUAAGCAGCAAGGUUUCAUUGAUCAGGCAGGAGGUGAAGCAAAUGGUGGUUUCUACUCUUGCGCAGGCAGGCAUGAAACUGCCAAACGAUGUCACAGAGAGUAUAAUCGACAAGACAUUUGAGGAAGUUGAUGCGAACCGUGACGGGAGGAUCGAUAAGGAAGAGUGGAGGAUCCUUGUUCUUAAGCAUCCUUCGCUUCUGAAGAAGAUAACUCUGGAUUAUCUCAAGGAUAUCACGACUACGUUUCCGAGCUUUGUGUUUGAUGAUGACUAUUGUGUUAGUGGUCUCUGGUUCGAGUGA
Molecule: messenger RNA, 762 nt
Organism: Brassica rapa (field mustard)
Lineage: Eukaryota; Viridiplantae; Streptophyta; Magnoliopsida; Brassicales; Brassicaceae
Product: calcineurin B-like protein 3
Biological process (GO): calcium-mediated signaling
Molecular function (GO): calcium ion binding; kinase binding
Source: RefSeq, a predicted model, not a curated record